This is a messenger RNA of Durio zibethinus, 2385 nucleotides long. Its product is annotated as putative inactive purple acid phosphatase 2. The record is from RefSeq and is a predicted model, not a curated record. Gene Ontology annotation, molecular function: metal ion binding; acid phosphatase activity. NCBI's taxonomy places the organism in Eukaryota, Viridiplantae, Streptophyta, Magnoliopsida, Malvales, Malvaceae.
UCUCCAAAAUGAUUAAAAAAAGAAUAUUCUAAAAAAAAAAAAAUGCGAUCCUUAACAUGCUCAACGGCCAUAGCUUUUUUUCAUUCUUUCCGACAGCUAUCCAGCAAUCCUCAUCGUGUCUAUCUGCCAUGAUCUUGCUUUUCUUCUUCUUCCUUUCUCUUCUCUCCCAUUCCCAAUCCAAACCCAUCCUCAUUGUAACUCCGAAAACCCUGACUAAGUCGGGCGAUUCGGUUCUCAUCCAAUGGUCCGGCAUCGACUCACCGUCCAAACUCGACUGGCUCGGCCUCUACUCGCCCCCCGAUUCAUCCCACGACAACUUCAUUGGUUACAAGUUCCUUUCCUCUUCCCCCACUUGGGAGUCAGGGUCGGGCUCUAUUUCUCUACCCCUCACCUCCCUUCGCUCUAACUACUCCUUCCGAAUCUUCCGAUGGACUGAAUCCGAGGUGAAACCUGAUCUCCACGACCACGAUCAUAAUCCCCUGCCGGGUACGAAUCAUUUGUUGGCGGAGUCGGAGAGGGUGGGGUUCGAGCCGGGCCGUGGGCCAGAGCAGAUUCACUUGGCAUUGACGGGUCGGGAAGGGGAGAUGCGGGUGAUGUUCGUUGCGGAGGAUCCGGAGGAAAGGCACGUGAGGUAUGGGGAGAAGGAAGGAGAUUGGGAAGGUAACGUGGCGGUGGCACGUGCCGGGAGGUAUGAGAGGGAAGACAUGUGUCAUGCCCCAGCUAAUGAGAGCGUUGGAUGGAGGGAUCCUGGUUGGAUAUUUGAUGUGGUUAUGACGGGUUUAAAGGGUGGUGUCAAAUAUUAUUAUCAGGUUGGAAGUGAGUCUAAAGGUUGGAGCACAACACGCAGCUUUGUGUCAUUGGACACAAGUUCAAAUGAAACAAUAGCCUUCCUAUUUGGAGACAUGGGAACUGCUACACCAUACUUAACCUUUAGUCGUACACAAGAUGAAAGCAUAUCAACCAUUAAGUGGAUCCUACGUGACAUUGAAGCUCUUGGAGACAAGCCUGCUUUUGUUUCCCAUAUUGGGGAUAUCAGCUAUGCAAGAGGCUACUCAUGGUUGUGGGAUGAAUUUUUCAACCUAAUUGAGCCUGUGGCCUCCAAGGUGCCAUAUCAUGUGUGCAUUGGUAAUCAUGAAUAUGAUUGGCCUUCACAGCCUUGGAGACCUGAGUGGUCCAAUUCAAUUUAUGGAACAGAUGGGGGUGGUGAAUGUGGGGUGCCCUACAGCCUUAGAUUCAAUAUGCCUGGCAACUCUUCAGAACCAACUGGAACCCAUGCUCCAGCUACCCGAAACCUUUACUACUCAUUUGAUAUGGGGCCAGUUCAUUUCGUGUACCUUUCAACUGAAACAAAUUUCCUUCUUGGAAGCAGGCAAUAUAAUUUUCUGAAGCAUGAUCUACAGUCAGUUGAUCGGACAAAGACCCCUUUUGUUGUAGUUCAAGGGCAUAGACCAAUGUACACUACGAGCUAUGAAGUUAUAGAUGCUCCAUUGAGAGAGAGAAUGCUUCAGCACUUGGAACCUUUGUUUGUGAAAAACAAUGUGACCCUUGCGCUAUGGGGCCAUGUCCACCGUUAUGAGAGGUUUUGUCCACUGAAGAACUUCACAUGUGGAAGCAUGGGGCUAAAGGAGGAGGGCUGGGAAGCAUUACCGGUUCAUGUUGUGAUUGGCAUGGGAGGACAAGACUGGCAACCAAAAUGGGAACCUAGACCUGACCAUCCAAAUGACCCAAUCUACCCACAACCAAAGAGGUCUUUGUACCGCACGGGUGAGUUUGGGUACACUAGAUUAGUUGCUACAAAAGAGAAGCUUAUACUUUCUUUUGUAGGAAACCAUGAUGGGGAGGUGCAUGACAUGGUUGAGAUUUUGGCAUCUGGGCAAGUUCUUAAUGGCGGUGAUGAUGACAGUGGUAAAGUUGGUGUGGUCCAUAAGGAUGAGGUGAUGCAGUCCUCACUUUCACAUUAUGUCUGGGGUGGUAGUGUCUUGGUGCUUGGGGGUUUUGUUGGCUAUGUUCUUGGUUUUGUUUCACAUGCAAGGAAACGAGCUGCCUUAGGAAGGGGCUGGACAAACGUGAAAACUGAGGAGACAUGAAGAAAGCUAAAGCUGUAGCGUGUGCUUCAAAAUUUCAAACCUAUUUGCUGUAACACAUAGUUAUGCGGUCCAUAAUGGUGCUUCGUGCUCUCAUGCUAUUUUGACGCGGAUAAGAAGCUGGAUACAGGGUAUGGUGCAUCUUUAAACCUUUGUAAAAUAUUCAAUUUUUCGCACGUGGUUCUGAAGUAAAGCAUUUUAUGACAUGCUUCACUCUAUUGUAACAUAUAUGAUAUUUUAGUGUUGUGUCAAAUUAAUGACAAAUUUGUAUGUAUACUUGAUUUCAUAUCAGGCAUGAAUU